AUGGCAUCAGGUGGAAACAGUGGCUUAAAAGAAGCCUUUGAUAAAUAUUCAAGAUUUGGUAAAACCGAAGCACAAUUAAAAGAAAAAGAUAUUCGAAUUGAUUCAAAAAAUAUUCAAAAAAUGAUGAAAGAUGCAGGUAUUGUUGAUGGAACAUAUCCAACACAAUUACUUGAUAAUGAUAUUUCUCGUGUUCUUGGAAAACUUACUAGUGGAGGAACAUAUGCAAAGGGACUUAAAACAUUUGAAUUACAAGGCUUCAAACAACUUAUUGAUCAAGUUGCUGCAUCAAAAAAAACAUCGUCUGAUCAAGUUAUUGCACAAAUCAAUUCUACAGGUGGACCAAGUUUAGCUGGUGUUACAGGUACUGCUAAUAGAGGUAUAACCGAUCGUAUGACUGAUGCAAGUCAAUAUACAGGUUCACACAAAGAACGUUUUGAUGUCGAAGGACAUGGUAAAGGAAAAGAUGGUCGUGUUGAUGCUGCUAAAAAUACGGGUUAUGUUGGCAAUUAUAAAGGAGAAGGUAGUUAUGAUAAAACGCAUUAA
Rotaria sordida is the source of this 543-nucleotide messenger RNA. The record is from the annotation of a GenBank genome assembly. Lineage: Eukaryota; Metazoa; Rotifera; Eurotatoria; Philodinida; Philodinidae.